UUCCAAAAGAUUAAAUGCAAGCUGCCGAAAGUAAGUACCUCCUAAGUUUCAGGGCCAAGUAUCAGGUUUAGUCUCCCCUCGGACUCUUCCAAUCCGCCUAUGGGUGAAAGAAAAAAAUAAAUAAAUAAACUAAUAUGCAAUUUUGCCGUUAGAUUGAGAGCUUGUAGAGAAAGCCGAAAGAAAGAUUAGGGCUAUAUGAGUAAACCUGACGGAACAAGCCGCAGUAGGGGGUGUGUUUGUCCGGAGAUUCAAGAUUGGAGUGAAGUCUGAACCUUUAUCUGCGUCAAGAAACUUUUCUGGGACCAACAUGCAACAGGGUGGGGGAUCUGAAGCCGAGGUGACUUGGGAGGAUCAGCAGAAUAUCAACAAGUUCGGUAGAUUAAACAACCGAUUUCACGAGCUGGAUGAUGAAGUCAAGAUCGCCAAGGAAACAAAUGAGAAUCUGGAGGAUGCAAGUAAUGAAUUGAUUCUUACUGAUGAGGAGGUGGUUCGUUUUCAAAUAGGAGAAGUCUUUGCUCAUGUUCCAAAGGAAGAAGUUGAAACCAGGAUAGAACAGAUGAAAGAGGCGAGCAGUAAAAACUUGGAAAAACUUGAGGAAGAGAAGGAUUCGGUCCUGGCACAGAUGUCAGAGUUAAAGAAGAUUUUGUAUGGAAAGUUUGGAGACUCCAUCAACCUAGAGGAGGAUUAAUGUGAUGCUCCUUUAGCUUGUCUGUCUUACUUUGUUCUCCUCUGAGGAAACUAUCCAUUCAUUUUUCAUCAUUUUUCAAAUGUCAGGAGAAAUGACUCCUCCUAGUGGUUUUCUGGUAUAUAAGCUUCUUGAUUGUAGACAGUAUAUUUAAUUGAUGUUUAUCACUUAUCAGUCUUA
This is a messenger RNA of Hevea brasiliensis (rubber tree), 865 nucleotides long. RefSeq names its product probable prefoldin subunit 4. The record is from RefSeq and is a predicted model, not a curated record. The transcript has 3 exons. Gene Ontology annotation, biological process: protein folding. Lineage: Eukaryota; Viridiplantae; Streptophyta; Magnoliopsida; Malpighiales; Euphorbiaceae. The coding region runs from base 308 to 688 and encodes 126 amino acids. Gene Ontology annotation, cellular component: prefoldin complex; cytoplasm.